Molecule: messenger RNA, 546 nt
Organism: Drosophila hydei
Lineage: Eukaryota; Metazoa; Arthropoda; Insecta; Diptera; Drosophilidae
Exons: 3
Coding region: 18-509 (163 amino acids)
Source: RefSeq, a predicted model, not a curated record
ACUCUCUUAACGUGAUAAUGUCAACUUACCACUGCGCUCAGCUGUUGUUGUUAUUGGGUUUGCUCUGCAUUUGUGCUGCGAGCUAUGUGCAGGCGCGGCCAGAUUUGGGUUUUUCCAGUUGCGCCAAGAAUGGACAAUAUUGUCAAAUGCAUAGGCAAUGUUGCUCUGGCAAGUGCAUGACAUAUACCUACAAGUGUGCGCCCAGGGUACCACAGACAUUGUACGACAACAAAGACAGUGGAGCGGAUCUUAGCUAUUUUCUUGACUUCUGGAACCCUGUAUAUAAUCCACAGAGACAAGAAAUUGAGAUUGUUACGCUGAAAAAUGUUGAUAAUGUCAUUGGAAACAGCAUCCAAUCAACAGAGAAAGCGGGCAAUGUACAUGAUUCAUCCAAUCCUCCAAUCAUUGGUCUUACUGCCAGCUGUUUACCUGUCGGCCAACCCUGCACAGAAAGCAGCCAAUGCUGCAGAAAACGCUGUCACACCUACCUCCAUCAGUGCGUUACAUAAGGGAGCGAUCCAAUACACCAAAUGAAUAUUUAUUGAC